CUGGCUUUUUAUUUAUCUAAUUUUUUUUUUUGCAGGGAUUUAAAUCAAUCACUCGAAAAACUAAAACUAAGUUUCAAGAAAAAGUUCACAUAUUAUGGACAACAAGUGGACAAGACGGAUGAUGAAUUAACAAGCAAUGAAAAUACUUACGUCGAGGACAGCUUUUGCGUGAAAGAUAGUUUCUCAGAAGAAGUUAACCAGAUUCUGAUUAUAGUCACUUCAUCGAGUGCAUGGAGCGAAGAGAAAUCGCUAUCAGAAAAUCCUGAAAACAUAUCAAUUCCCAAAGGAUCUGAAAAAGCAUCAGCUAAAACCGCUGAUUAUUCAACGUAUUUCAAAAGCGAUUUCCUGGAUGAAGGCGAUGCUGAUGCAAAAAUUUCAGCACUACUGGAACUGUAUCCUGAGCUCAAAGAAAAUGCGGAUCCAGCGCGCAAGAAGCAAAAUGGCCCUGAAAAAGCCCCGAAAUCUUCUAGUAGCGAUGAAGAUGAUUGUGAUGAAAAGUUCGAAAAAUGUACGUUUUCGGCAGUUUUUAUCAUCAGUUUUGAUGAAUUUAUAGCAACUAAAGAUUCAUGA
Messenger RNA from Gongylonema pulchrum, 570 nucleotides. NCBI's taxonomy places the organism in Eukaryota, Metazoa, Nematoda, Chromadorea, Rhabditida, Gongylonematidae. The record is from the annotation of a GenBank genome assembly.